AUGGCCCAAAACCUACUAUUCCCAAUCUUCAUUCUACUUCUCUCCCAAUCCUAUGCUCAAACUCAAACUCCUCCUUCUAAACUAUGCAAAUCCACUCCAUACCCUUCCUUCUGCAACUCCGUCCUCCCCACCACCAACUCCUCUUCCACCGUCUACGACUACAGUCGCUUCUCCGUCCGUCAAUCCAUCUCAGCCGCCCGGAAAUUCCUAGCCCUCGUCGAAAAAAACCUCCACCAAUCCACCACCAGCCUCACCAUCCCCGCAACCCGAGCACUCCAAGACUGCCAGUUCCUCGCCCAAUCCAGCAUCGACGACCUCAUCACCUCCUUCCAAAUCGUCAACAAGACCUCCCAAACCCUAACCCCAUCGCGCGUGGAUGACGUCCAAACCCUCCUCAGCGCCACCCUCACCAACACCCAAACAUGCAUCGACGGCCUCCAGGCGGCCGCGGCCGCCUGGAGCACCAGGAACGGCAUCCUGACGCCCCUCUCCAACGACACGCGCCUCUACAGCGUGUCGUUGGCCCUCUUCAUCAGAGGCUGGGUGCCGUCGCCACACAGCAAGAGGAAGAAGAGCAAGAAUCCCUCGGCCAGGAAGCACCUCAUGCGCAACGGAAAGCUGAAUUUGAAAAUGUCUAAUGUGAAUCGGGAGGUUUACCGGAAGGUUAACGGUAACAGACGGCUGCUGCAGGAUGACGGCGUUGAGAGUCAGGUGGAGGUGAGUGACAUUGUUGUUGUGAGUCAGGAUGGGAGCGGGAACUUCACGGCGAUCAAUGACGCCGUUAGUGCUGCUCCGAACAAUACCGAUGGGAGUAACGGCUACUUCCUCAUCUACAUAACGGCCGGCGUCUAUGAAGAGUACAUUUCCAUCCCCAAAAAUAAGAAAUACUUGAUGAUGGUCGGAGCUGGGAUUAAUGAAACCAUCAUCACCGGAAAUCACAGCGUCGUCGACGGAUGGACCACCUUCAAUUCUCCCACAUUCGCUGUGGUGGCGCCCGGAUUCCUUGCAGUGGGAAUAACAUUCCGCAACACGGCGGGGCCGGAGAAGCACCAGGCAGUGGCCGUGCGCAACGGUGCGGACUUCUCCACCUUCUACGCCUGCAGCUUCGAGGCCUACCAGGACACGCUCUACGUCCACUCCCUCCGCCAGUUCUACCUCGAGUGCGACGUCUACGGCACAGUCGACUUCAUCUUCGGCAACGCGGCCGUGGUCCUCCAGUCGUGCAACCUCUACCCGCGGCUGCCCAUGGCCAACCAGUUCAACGCGAUCACGGCCCAGGGCCGGACCGAUCCCAAUCAGAGCACCGGGAUUUCGAUCCAGAACUGCACGAUCCGGGCUGCCGGAGAUCUCGCCGCCUCCAAUCGGACGGUGAGGACGUAUCUUGGGCGGCCGUGGAAGGAGUACUCGCGGGCCGUGUAUAUGCAGUCGUAUUUGGAUAGUGUGGUCGACCCGGCCGGGUGGAGUGUGUGGUCGGGUGAUUUUGCACUCAACACGUCGUAUUAUGCCGAGUUUGGUAAUACCGGGCCGGGAGCGGAAACGGGCCGGAGAGUCACGUGGCCCGGGUUUCAUGUGAUUAGUGCGACCGAGGCUGCUAAUUUCACUGUGGCUGCGUUUUUGGGCGGGGAUGAUUGGAUACCUGAUACCGGGCUUGCUUAUACAAGUGGAUUGUAUUGAUUUCUUCAUAUUUGUUUUUUAUUUCUUUAGGAAUUAUAAUUCUUUCCGCUUGUUAUUGGAAAAACAGAACAUGAAGACUAACUUAUAAUACAAAAAAAGAGAAUUAUGUACGUAA
Molecule: messenger RNA, 1789 nt
Organism: Salvia hispanica
Lineage: Eukaryota; Viridiplantae; Streptophyta; Magnoliopsida; Lamiales; Lamiaceae
Product: putative pectinesterase/pectinesterase inhibitor 7
Biological process (GO): cell wall modification
Molecular function (GO): enzyme inhibitor activity; pectinesterase activity
Source: RefSeq, a predicted model, not a curated record